Staurois parvus is the source of this 397-nucleotide messenger RNA. Lineage: Eukaryota; Metazoa; Chordata; Amphibia; Anura; Ranidae. The record is from the annotation of a GenBank genome assembly.
GCAGAGGGGGGUGGAGGACACUGAAUGGAGACCAGUGGAGGGAUUGGCAGAGGGGGGUGGAGGACACUGAGUGGAGGCCAGUGGAGGGAUUGGCAGAGAGGGGUGGAGGACACUGAAUGGAAGCCAGUGGAGGGAUUGGCAGAGAGGGGUGGAGGACACUGAGUGGAGGCCAGUGGAGGGAUUGGCAGAGAGGGGUGGAGGACACUGAAUGGAGGCCAGUGGAGGGAUUGGCAGAGAGGGGUGGCAGAUACAGAUCGGAGGUGUUGCGGAGGUUGGAGGUGUUGCGGAGGUAGGAGGUGUUGCGGAGGUUGGAGGUGUUGCGGAGGUUGGAGGUGUCGCGGAGGUUGGAGGUGUUGCGGAGGUAGGAGGUGUUGCGGAGGUUGGAGGUGUCGCGGAG